Acomys russatus (golden spiny mouse) is the source of this 1823-nucleotide messenger RNA. It is a transcript of the gene Ccz1, whose product is annotated as CCZ1 homolog, vacuolar protein trafficking and biogenesis associated. The record is from RefSeq and is a predicted model, not a curated record. Bases 98 to 1507 code for a protein of 469 amino acids. NCBI's taxonomy places the organism in Eukaryota, Metazoa, Chordata, Mammalia, Rodentia, Muridae. Gene Ontology annotation, cellular component: Mon1-Ccz1 complex; intracellular membrane-bounded organelle. Gene Ontology annotation, biological process: vesicle-mediated transport. The transcript is spliced from 15 exons.
CGGUAGGGAGGCGGAAGUGUGGCGAUUCCUUCGGCCGCCGUCUCUGAGCUGACGAAGAGGAGGCUCUCGAAGUGGGAGGGGGGAGGGCCCGGCCGGAAUGGCGGCAGCGGCGGCCGGGACAGGGACGUGGGCGGCCCAGGAGAAGCAGUUCCCGCCGGCGCUGUUGAGCUUCUUCAUCUACAACCCACGCUUCGGGCCGCGCGAGGGAGAGGAAGAAAAUAAAAUUUUGUUUUACCAUCCAAAUGAAGUAGAAAAGAAUGAAAAAAUUAGAAAUGUUGGAUUAUGUGAAGCAAUUGUACAGUUUACAAGGACCUUUAGCCCAUCGAAGCCUGCAAAAUCCUUACAUACACAGAAGAACAGACAAUUCUUCAAUGAACCAGAAGAAAAUUUCUGGAUGGUCAUGGUUGUUCGGAAUCCUAUCAUUGAAAAGCAAACAAAAGAUGGCAAGCCAGUGGUGGAGUACCAAGAGGAGGAGCUGUUGGACAAGGUGUACAGUUCGGUGCUACAGCAGUGCUACAGCAUGUACAAGCUUUUUAAUGGGACGUUUCUGAAAGCCAUGGAAGACGGAGGCGUCAAGCUCCUGAAAGAAAGAUUAGAGAAAUUCUUCCAUCGGUAUUUGCAGACGCUACAUUUGCAGUCAUGUGACCUCCUUGAUAUUUUUGGUGGAAUCAGCUUCUUCCCGUUGGAUAAAAUGACCUACUUGAAGAUCCAGUCCUUUAUUAACAGGAUGGAGGAAAGCCUAAGUGUAGUCAAAUAUACCGCGUUCCUCUACAACGACCAACUCAUCUGGAGUGGACUAGAACAAGAGGACAUGAGAAUUUUGUACAAAUACCUCACCACUUCACUGUUCCCCCGGCACAUCGAACCUGAGUUGGCAGGAAGAGACUCCCCAAUAAGGGCAGAAAUGCCGGGAAAUCUUCAGCACUAUGGAAGAUUUCUAACUGGACCUUUGAACCUUAAUGAUCCAGAAGCAAAGUGCAGAUUCCCUAAAAUUUUUGUAAAUACAGAUGACACUUACGAAGAGCUCCAUUUAAUUGUUUAUAAGGCCAUGAGCGCCGCUGUGUGCUUUAUGAUUGAUGCCUCCACGCAGCUGACGCUGGAUUUUUGCCGAAGACUGGACAGCAUCGUUGGGCCCCAGCUCACCGUGCUGGCGUCGGACAUCUGCGAGCAGUUUAACAUCAACAAGAGGAUCUCUGGGUCUGAAAAAGAACCCCAGUUUAAGUUUAUCUACUUCAACCACAUGAAUUUAGCAGAGAAAAGUACAAUUCACAUGAGGAAAACACCCAGCGUGUCACUUACAUCUGUCCAUCCAGACCUCAUGAAGAUUCUAGGUGACAUCAACAGUGACUUUACCAGAGCAGAUGAAGAUGAAGAGAUCAUCGUGAAAGCCAUGAGUGAUUACUGGGUUGUUGGGAAGAAGUCGGACCAGCGGGAACUGUAUGUGAUUCUCAACCAAAAGAAUGCAAACCUGAUCGAAGUCAACGGCAAGUGCGGCGCGAAGAGGUGAAAAAACUCUGCGCCACACAGUUCAAUAACAUCUUCUUCUUGGAUUGACUCUAAUGACUCACCAAAACAUCUCUCCAAACCUCAACAAACCUUCGGUUUACCAUCACAACUUACUGGUCAUGAUAGUGACUGGAUCAGCGACAAUAGUAAAGCAAUACCUGCUCUGAAAAAAAUCACAUUUCUACUUGACUGAUGAUCCCCUGAGGUUUUUAGGUGUUAAAUAUUUAUGUGGAAUUAAUUGAAGGUAAUCAGCUGAAUAUCAUUCCAUUCUUCUGACAUUAUGUAGAUAUUUUACUGGGAAAUAAGACAAUAAAUUG